Molecule: messenger RNA, 1668 nt
Organism: Aspergillus fijiensis CBS 313.89
Lineage: Eukaryota; Fungi; Ascomycota; Eurotiomycetes; Eurotiales; Aspergillaceae
Product: aminoglycoside phosphotransferase family protein
Exons: 1
Coding region: 418-1296 (292 amino acids)
Source: RefSeq, a predicted model, not a curated record
AUGAACCCCGGCGUGUUGACAGAAGCUAGCUCACUGGCAUACACACUGAGUAUUAACAACGUCUGUUCUCCCACUUCAGUUGCUCUUCCAGUGGAGAUGCAGAUCUUGCUUCUCAAGCACCCCACCCGUUGACCCAACGCGGUGGAAAACGGGCCCUUGGUCCCUUGGCGCAAGAACAAGAUCUAUGCCUACAUCCAGCAUUUAGCACAAGACCAGCUUUGGACUUCAGUGGUUGCAGUAUGAAAUUCACGCUCAACCACUCUUUGACCGGAUCAGGCAGACCCGUAUAGCUACCUAGUAGUGCCCCAGUCAGGGAUGGUGGGUUACACAAGCUUAGGCGGUGAACCAGAGUCGUUGAAACAACUUGCCAACCUACCAACGUUCUGUUCCAUUCACUGAGACGUCUCCCUUCCAACUAUGCCAUUUUGCCUUCCUUAUUAUCGGGACACCAGUGAGUUGCCAGGGCCUCUUCCUGACCAGAACGAGAUUGUACAAGCAACAUGCACCCUCCCCAAGGGAUCCGAUUAUGGUGGGCGCCUGGUCGUAAUCCGAGACACCUUUGUCGUGAAAUACGGCCCACUUGUGACCGAAAAUGAGGGGUAUGCUCUGCUCUUUGUUGAAGAACGACUCAACAUUGCAGCACCACGCCUGUAUGCCAUGUACCGCGAUCAGGAUACCCUGUAUCUCAUCAUGGAAUUCAUUCCCAGCAUCUCUCUAGGGCUGGCGUGGCCUUCGCUCACGGAGGCGGACAAACAUUCGAUUGCGGGACAAUUACGAUGCAUCUUCGAUCGAAUGCGGGCGCUGCCAUCGCCCGGGUUCUACGGCAGUGUCAACCAGGGACCCGUCCCCCAUCGGUAUUUCUUCUCUCGAGAGAAAGACCCUACGGUCACUGGUCCUUUUCAGACGGAAGAAGAAUUCGGAAGCGCCAUCGCGCUUCGCUCCAAAAAGAUGUGGAGCGAAUCCAACAGUCCCAGCGUUCUCUCCGACUAUCUGGCUCGCUACCUCUCAUCAGCACUUCGCGAUCAUCCGCCCGUGUUCACCCACGGAGAUCUCUACCGAGAGAAUGUUCUUGUCCGGAAGGCCGUGAGUCCCGUCACCAAGGAAGAAGAGUACGAAGUAGCGGCUCUGGUGGACUGGGAAAUGGCGGGGUGGUAUCCUUCGUACUGGGAGUACGCUCAUAUCUUCCCCCUGUUGCAGUGGACCGAUGACUGGCCGGCGUAUGUCGAGAAGAUUCUCGAUCCCUUGCCGCUGGAGGGCGCCAUGAUGUGGGUUGUCUUUCGAGAUAUGGAGUUCUAACUUGAUGGGAGGGACUACCAUGUUGAUACUGAAAGGUUUGAUAAGUGAUUUGACUCAGUGAGGUUCUGACUUAGUGCUUGAUAGUUGAUCCUUUACAUGGCACAAUAUUCUCUAUUCUUUCCAGUUACGCCCCACCCCCAAUCAGACAAGCUUCAUGAAUGACGCGUGUCCACGUGCCUCGCGCAUUGACAUUUUUGUGGCUUAUAUGUAGUGUAACCCUGUGGCAGUUUAAUUCAUCUACUUGUGUACACCUCGGCCUGGCAACCCCAUCAACCAACUCAUUAUAUUGACCUAUGUACAUUGCCUUUGCACAUGGCAUAAUUGAUCAAUUCUGGAGAAGUAUACUGAAAAAAGGAAGUCAGAAAACCAAAA